CUUCUAGUAUUUUUAACUUUAAUUACAUAACAUAGUUUACUUAAUACUCCUACUACCUAACAACUAGUAGGAGAUUACAAAGUUUUCUAUAUAGUGACUGUUCCUUAUUAUAAACGUAUACUUAUAAGUCUUGUUUAAAUUUUCUUUAAGUAUAAAAAAUAACUUCAUAACCCAGAAUUACAAUCUGAACUCUAGGGCCAGAUAUUUUAACAUUGUUCAUUCCUGACUGUAAUACUUACAUGUGUAAAGAUUUCAGUGAUAACUGAAUCAGACCAGAGGAACAUGAAAUGAGAAUUUUAUCCUGAUACUUAUUUUAGUAAGAUUUUGUGUCAGAGAUUUAUCCUGAAAACACCUUAAGUGUAAGCGAAAACCUUAGUUGGUACUCAAAACUGUAUAAUUUUUUAUUUUACUUGCAAGCAAAACCCCUAAGUCCCUUGAACUCAUUAAUGUUAUAGUUACACUCAAGAAAUAUUGCGGUCUAAAAAAAAGAAGUGAAAAAAAGUAUUUAAUAUGCCUGGAGAAAAGUGGCUGUUCCUCUGCAUAUACGGUCUAUUAUUUGGAAUAACAGUUUCCAAUAAUAUUAAAGCUGGGAGACCCUCAUUCAAAAUUGCUUCAUCUACUACUUCAUCUUCACCAGUAACAACUAUGUCAGAAGACUUAUUAUCAACAAAAUACUUAGAUGAUAAAGUGAUGAAAACAAUGAUACCACUGCAUAGUUCGAAUAAAUCGAUAGGUCAUUCUCUAACUGGAAUACCUCAAAUCGACUACAUUUGGGAUCCUAAUUUACCACGCGAAUUAAAAGGCUAUAAUCUGAGUGAUUAUCCCUUUUACAGUAGCAUGCCUGAAGAUAUUGACUUCAAAUGUGAUGGCCUUCAUGACGGAUUUUAUGCUAGUGUACCGCAUAAGUGUCAGGUUUACCACCACUGCUUAUUUGGAACACGCUAUGAUUUUCUCUGUGCAAACUUCACAGCAUUUGAUCAAAGAACUUUUAUUUGUCACUUCGUCUCUGAAGUUGAUUGUACUAACUCAAAAAAGUUUUGGCAUCGAAAUGAAGCACUUUAUAAGACUACAACUACGACGACAUUAAGUCCCAUCAUAACACCUAUUGUUCUAGUAAAUACAGAAAAAAAGGAAAGAGUACCUCUACAAGAGCGAAAUAUAUCAGUUCGCAGAAGAAGACCAUUAGUCCGUAGACCUUUAUAUGAUUAUUAUUAUGAAUAUUAUUAUGAUGAGGAUGAUAACGUUCGUCCUCGAGGAUAUAACCGUCGAGACUAUGAGGAAUAUGAUAAUAUAGAGCUUCGUAGUGACCGAGAAAGAAAUUUAGAUUCUAAGCAUCGUGAUUCUCAUGAAACCAAUAAAAAAAGAUACCUGUCAAGAGCGAACAGAAGAAACAUUUUUAGGGAUAUCAACCCUCUUAAAAGUGAAGAUAUAAGUUUUGGGGCUGAAAAUGAGCAUUUGUUGCAGAAAACUACUGAGCAACAUUUUCUUAAGAAUUCAAAUAUAACACUGUACUCUGCUGAAAGAUCACUGCAGAAAGGAGAAAAACAGCCACGAGAAAAUGGAUCAAGCACGAAGCUAAGAUACAUUUAAGCUUUUUAUUAAAGCUUACAACUAUUUAUUUUUGAUACAAGGCCAACGAUUCUUAAAUCUUAUUUGUGGUUUAUUGAAAAAAAAGUAAAUAUGUUAUAUGUCAGAUUAUACAGUUUUUGAGCUUUUCUCCUACUACGAAGGAUCAAACUUAAAAUUAUAUAAAUAAAAAGACUGGGCUGAAUGAUUGGGCCAUUUUCCAUAACUUGCAUUGUCAAGUUCUAGUUACACAGAAUACACAAAUACUAUUUGAUGCUAUUAAAACGAAUUCAUACUUUAUACGUAUAACUCAAUACAUAAAAUGUAGUUUUUUAAUAAAUGGC
This is a messenger RNA of Copidosoma floridanum, 1910 nucleotides long. RefSeq lists its product as uncharacterized. Gene Ontology annotation, molecular function: chitin binding. Gene Ontology annotation, cellular component: extracellular region. Lineage: Eukaryota; Metazoa; Arthropoda; Insecta; Hymenoptera; Encyrtidae. The record is from RefSeq and is a predicted model, not a curated record.